GCUGAUUGGUUAAAUUUGAAAAAUAUUUAGUCCGCGAGGUAGAGGGAACGUUGGAGCUGGAAGCAAGAAAUCAAACCAUAACAAUUCACCAUGAUACGACCUACGAAGCAUAAAACCCCCCGCAGAGCUGCUCCAAAGAAGCCAUCCAGCAACCAGAAAGAUCCAGUUGGCGUUUACUGUCGUGUGAGACCUCUUGGAGUGGAGGAUGAGGAGUGUUGCAUUGAGGUGAUCAGCAACACCACCAUCCAGCUACACGCUCCUGACGGACUCAAAGCCAACAGGAAUGGAGAGUUCAAGGAGACGCAGUACUCCUUCAAGAAGGUGUUCUGCAUUAAGACGUCCCAGAUGGAGUUGUUUCAGGAUGUUGCCAAGCCCCUCGUGGAUGACCUCAUUCACAGUAAAAAUGGUUUGCUGUUUACCUACGGGGUGACAGGCAGUGGAAAGACCUUCACUAUGACUGGGUCUCCAGGACAAGGGGGGCUCCUGCCCCGCUCCCUAGACAUGAUCUUCAACAGCGUCGGCCCUUACCAGGCCAAACGAUUCGUGUUAAAGACAGAUGAUAAGAAUGGUAUGGAGGUCCAGAAUCAGGUGGAUGCUCUGUUGGAGCGCCAGAAGAGGGAAAACCAGCCAUCUGUUGUCCCUAAAACACCCUCCAGGCAGAGGCUGGACCCAGAGUUUGCAGACAUGAUCAACCCAGAGGAGGCCUGCAGGGCGGACGGGGUGGACGAGGACAGUAGCUACAGUGUGUUUGUGUCCUACAUCGAGAUAUACAACAACUAUAUCUAUGAUCUGCUGGAAGACGCCCCCUAUGACCCCAUCAAACCCAAGUGGAAUGGAGGAGGUACUCCUCAGAGGCAGCCCAACCAAGAGUUCAUACCACCCCAGUCUAAGCUCCUAAGAGAGGACCAGAACCACAACAUGUAUGUGGCCGGCUGCACCGAGGUAGAGGUUAAGUCUACAGAAGAGGCCUUUGAAGUGUUCUGGAGAGGACAGAAGAAGAGGCGUAUAGCAAACACUCAGCUCAACCGAGAGUCCAGCCGCUCCCACAGUGUCUUCAUCAUCAAACUGGCCCAGGCCCCUCUAGAUGCAGAUGGGGACAACAUCUUACAGGAUAAGAACCAGGUGAGCGUCAGUCAGCUGUGCCUGGUUGACUUGGCGGGGAGUGAGCGCACAAGCAGGACCCGGGCUGAGGGCAGCCGCCUCAGAGAAGCAGGUAACAUCAACCAGUCGCUCAUGACUUUGAGGACGUGUAUCGAAGUGCUUCGGGAGAAUCAAAUGUGUGGCACAAACAAGAUGGUUCCAUACCGUGACUCCAAGGUGACUCACUUGUUCAAGAACUACUUUGACGGGGAGGGUAAAGUACGGAUGGUUGUAUGUGUCAAUCCUAAAGCCGGGGACUACGAAGAAACCAUGCUGGUGAUGCGUUUUGCUGAGAUGACCCAGGAGGUGGAGGUAGCCAGGCCCGUGGACAGGCCCAUCUGUGGCUUAGCUGCUGGGCGCCGGCAGAAAAACCAAGCUUUCAAAGACGAGUUGUCGAGACGCCUGGAGGAACGAGGAGGUCCUGUCAAUACAGAAUCCACCCAGUCAGUGAUGCACCAACUGCUCCAGAACCUUCCCCUCUGCCUGCCAGUGCUGGAGAAGAGACACAAGAUCAGGCAGAUGAUGACCCAGGAGUACAACAGGGCUGGUAAGAUGGUGACCCGGGAGUACAACGGGGCUGGUAGGAUGGAUGCCGACAUGUUGAAGUCCAUGCUCCAGGAGCUGAUUGAGAUCCUGCAGAAGACCACCAACAUCUAUGAGGAUGACAAGCGUACGCUGCAGCAGGAGCUGGAGAGCAGAGAGCAGCGUCUGCAGAGAGAGCAGACGGAGAAGAGACGCAUGGAGCAACGCAUGCAGGGCAUGGUCCAGGACACCAAGCACAAGUGGGAGAAGGAGUGUGAGCGUCGUGUGUGCGCCAAGCAGCUGGAGAUGCAGAACAAGCUGUGGGUGAAAGACGAGAAGCUGAAGCAGUUGAAGGCCAUCGUGACGGAGAGCAAGACCCCCUCAGACCAGCGCCCCGUCCCCGACAAGCCCCAGCGCCCCUCCCGGGAGAGGGACCGCGUUCCCGCCAAGAGAUCGGCCUCACCGUCACCCGUUCCCCAUACUCUGUACUCUGCCCUGCAGCCCGUCCACUCCAGGUCCAGCCAGGCCCUAGACCCAGUGUACGCCCCUCCCCAUCCCCAGCAGGUCAGACAGUGGCCAGGCUCCCACCCCACCUCCCCUCCUCAGAGCGCUAGCACCGGCACCAGUUCCCUCUCUGUCACCUCCUGCAUCUCAGAGUGGGAGCAGAGAGUCCCUCAGGACAGACAUGCUGACCCGGCCCAGUACGGGACCCCUAAGACUAGAACCCUAGCUCAGACCCAGGGUCUACCCAGCAGCCUUAGCAGGAGGAGAGGCAGGUGUUGGGAGAGGGCCAGAGAAAGAGAGGAAGAGAGAGAGGUUCCUGACCAGACCUGUGAUCUAGACCUAGAGGAACAGGAAGGAGCACACAGGACGGGCCCCCCGGUGCGUGCGGUCCACAGGCGCUCCCACUCUGCGGGCGGGGAGAGGUGGGUGGACCACAAGCCGUCGUCUAACGUGGAGCUGGACACGGUGAUGCAGCCCAUCCUGGGUUCCAACGCCAUUAAGGUCUCGGCCCCCAGCGAGAAGGCCCUAGCCAAGUGUGACAAGUACAUGCUCACUCACCAAGACGUGGCCUCUGAUGGAGAGAUACAGACCAAACUCAUCAAGGGUGAAGUGUUCAAGACACGAGGGGGAGGACAGGCAGUCCAGUUCACUGAUAUAGAAACUCUGAGACAAGAGCUGCCCACUGGACCAAGCCGUAAGAGGAGGUCGUCAGAGGGCAACACUGCCCAGGGGGGUGACCGUAUGGAGGGAGACUGGACAGAUGUGGAGACCAGGUGUUCUAUGGCUGUGGAGAUGAGGGCUGGAUCUAACCUGGGUCCAGGCUACCAGCACCAUGGAUAUCAGAAACGCAGAAAGCCCUGAAGAUCCUGUCUGGGCUGCUCCAUACACCCUCAUCCCUCACCCCUCCCUCUGUCCUCAGCCCUCCUCACCCCUCCCUCUGUCCUCAGCCCUCCUCACCCCUCCCUCUGUCCUCAGCCCUCCUCACCCCUCCCUCUGUCCUCAGCCCUCCUCACCCCUCCCUCUGUCCUCAGCCCUCCUCACCCCUCCCUCUGUCCUCAGCCCUCCG
This is a messenger RNA of Oncorhynchus keta (chum salmon), 3232 nucleotides long. It is a transcript of the gene kif23, whose product is annotated as kinesin family member 23. Gene Ontology annotation, biological process: microtubule-based movement. Gene Ontology annotation, cellular component: microtubule; nucleus; kinesin complex. Gene Ontology annotation, molecular function: ATP binding; ATP hydrolysis activity; microtubule binding. NCBI's taxonomy places the organism in Eukaryota, Metazoa, Chordata, Actinopteri, Salmoniformes, Salmonidae. The transcript is spliced from 25 exons. The record is from RefSeq and is a predicted model, not a curated record. Bases 91 to 3027 code for a protein of 978 amino acids.